Messenger RNA from Diorhabda carinulata, 7841 nucleotides. RefSeq names its product AMP deaminase 2. Gene Ontology annotation, molecular function: AMP deaminase activity. Gene Ontology annotation, cellular component: cytosol. Gene Ontology annotation, biological process: IMP salvage; AMP metabolic process. The record is from RefSeq and is a predicted model, not a curated record. Bases 417 to 2804 code for a protein of 795 amino acids. Lineage: Eukaryota; Metazoa; Arthropoda; Insecta; Coleoptera; Chrysomelidae. The transcript is spliced from 9 exons.
AAAGAGUUUAUAGAACAGCAAUAAAAAUUCUUGACUUUCGCCGAGCUAUUUAUAACUUUGGAAAAUAGUGAAGAUGGAAUAGUGCGCGCGAUUCAGAAAAUUUAUCAACAUGGAAAAUAUCAGGCGUCAGAAAUCGAUAAAAGACGCGCGACUCUUCAUACUAAACACAACACAGCAGAACACGCACUGAGUUAAGAAUCAAUUUUUUUUAAAGUUAACUACUCCGUUUCAACGCUGUUGAAAGAUAAUUGUUCCCAUAUAUGAAAUAAACACCGAGUUGACUUUAUAGUAGUUCACAUACCACGUUUUAUAUUAGUUGAAUAGUAGUGAUCGUGUGUGAAGUUAUUUGAAUCUAAUUAUUAUACAUACGUGUUUUUGUUUUCAUUCUUCAAAAGAUAGUUUGAUUAAAACACAAAAUGGCAGACAUAUGUGUAAAUGGAAUUAAAAAACCCGAAAGUGUCAUAAAUUUUUAUCAGGAUUUUCCAGACGGUGAAGAUGAAACUACUGAAAAUGAUAUUUUGGAACAAAGGGAAGGAAACGAAAGCCCUUCGUUUGCUGGAAAUCCAUCUUUUGCUAUAAAUGAACCAGAAUUACCCAAUGAACUAUCAGCUCCGUACGAAGUACCUCAAUUUCCUAUCGAACAAAUAGAAAAGAAAUUGGCCAUACAGAGACAAUUAAAUUGCAAGGUAUUAGAAGACAAACGCAGUCAAUAUGAACCUUCAGUUCAAGGUACUGCAGAAGUUGAGGAGCUUGACGAGCACGAUUUGUACGUUCCCCAUUUCCAACGGGUUUCAAUAUCCGGAGAGGAUACUAGUGGAGUUCCCCUUGAAGACUUGGAAAGAGCUGCAAAACUCAUUAUCCAAGCUUUGAAAAUUAGAAAACGCUAUAUGGAAAUGUCUUGUCAAAAUUUCUCUGCUACGGUAGGUAGAUUCUUGGAUCCCAAUAAAGAGCAACGACAACAUGAUGAAAAACAGUCGAUUGAAGAUCGAGAAUAUGCCGAAUUGCUGUUGAGAACUGCCAGAGCCUCAUUUGAUGACUCUUUUUUGAAGAUCUUGACCGUUGAGAAUGUCGAGAAGAUUUUAAAAAGUGGUCCAGACCACGGUAUUCAUCCACCCAUACAUACACCAUGGGAAGCACCCAAAAUAGGCGACACAGCACAUACUUUCAAAAACGAUCGUGGGGUUUAUAAAGUUUAUAUGAACGAAGAGGACAUGAACAACGACAAACCUUGUAACUACGAGUAUCCUGAUGUCAUUACUUUCACCGACGACUUUUACACCAUGUGUAAUAUGAUUGCUGAUGGACCAUUAAAAUCAUUCUGCUAUCGCCGUCUAACGUAUUUGUCAUCGAAAUUUCAAUUGCACGUCCUGCUCAACGAACUGAGGGAAUUGGCUUCGCAGAAAGCAGUACCACAUCGAGAUUUCUAUAAUAUACGUAAAGUAGAUACACACAUACACGCCGCAUCAUGUAUGAAUCAAAAACAUCUUUUGCGAUUCAUUAAAAAAACUUUGAAGACUAACGCCGACGAAGUAGUGUCCAUAACUAAAGAAGGACCAAUGACACUUCGUCAAGUGUUUCAGGUAAUGAUUCAGUCAAUGAACCUUACAACAUACGAUUUAACGGUUGACAUGUUAGAUGUUCACGCCGAUCGUAACACUUUCCACAGAUUCGACAAAUUCAAUGCUAAAUAUAAUCCGAUAGGAGAAAGUAGACUCCGAGAAGUGUUCUUAAAAACAGAUAAUUACGCGAAAGGUAAAUACUUCGCCAAUAUUAUUAAAGAAGUUGCUAGCGACUUGGAGGAAUCCAAAUAUCAGAACGCCGAGCUCAGAUUAAGCAUAUACGGUAAGACCAAAGACGAAUGGGAUAAAUUAGCUAAAUGGGCGAUAAACGAAAAUGUUUAUUCUGAUAAUGUUCGCUGGUUGAUUCAAGUGCCCCGACUUUUCGACAUUUUCAAAUCCAACAAAGUAUUGAGCUGUUUCCAAGAAGUAAUCGACAAUAUAUUCCUUCCAUUGUUCGAAGUGACUGCAAAACCAAGCUCCCAUCCUGAGCUGCACAAUUUUCUUCAGUACGUUAUUGGAUUCGAUUCAGUAGAUGACGAAAGUAAACCGGAAAAGAAUCCAUUGUUUGAUAAGGACACCGCCACUCCAGAUAAUUGGAACGACGAAGAAAAUCCUAAUUAUGCUUAUUACUUAUAUUACAUGUACGCUAAUUUAACCAUAUUGAAUCAUUUUAGAAAAGAAAAAGGACUGCAUCCUUUUGUUUUAAGACCUCAUUGUGGAGAGGCUGGACCGGUACAACAUUUGGUUUGCGGGUACAUGCUUUCCGAGAAUAUUUCUCACGGUUUAUUACUCAGAAAAGUACCAGUUUUGCAGUAUCUUUAUUAUUUAGCUCAGAUAGGUAUCGCUAUGAGUCCUUUAUCAAACAACAGUCUGUUCUUAAAUUACCAUCGUAAUCCUUUACCAGAAUAUUUAGCUAGAGGUCUAGUGGUAUCUCUAUCAACAGAUGAUCCCCUUCAAUUCCACUUUACUAAAGAACCUCUGAUGGAAGAAUAUAGUAUAGCGGCACAAGUUUGGAAACUAUCCAGUUGCGAUAUGUGCGAGUUAGCUAGAAACAGCGUUUUAAUGUCUGGUUUUUCACAUAAGACCAAACAGUACUGGUUGGGUCCUAAUUAUACUAAAGAAGGAGUUGCUGGAAACGAUAUAGCGAGAACGAACGUACCGGAUAUAAGGGUAGCUUUUCGCUAUGAAACUCUCAUCGAUGAAUUGUCCAACAUUUUCAAACCGCAUCAGUCGAAAUGUGUUUAAACAUUUAGAUACAUCGCGUUAUCUCCAUUACCAAAAUUUCGUCUACCAGAAUCCCGACAAUAAUAAGUAUUGAAACUAAUUACUGACGCGAAACUAUGUAAGUACCAAUGUUAUUCAAUGUAACAUUGGAAUUAAUUAGUAACAUUAGUAAAACCUUCUGUUAUGUUCCAUUGAAUAUUGGUAGUGAUUCAAGGGGAUCAGUAAUUAGUUUCAAAUGAGUAGCUCCGUGUGUAGAAGACAUACAGUUAUGGAUAAAUGAGCUUAUAAUGUAAUUGUUUCCAAAAGUUCCUGAAUUCUCAUUAUAAGUUACUUUGAACUAUCUGAAAUAUGUUUAUCAAAAUUUUUUUUUCGCGGUUAUAGUACAGGCAAAUUAGGCGAUUUUGAGCUAAAACCUCAAAUUAAAUUGGGCGGUUUUGAUUUUUUAGAUUCUGGGAGGUUUUGGGAUACUGAAUAAGACUAGCAACUUUUAACAAAAUUACGGGUACGGAUUUUUGAAAUUUUGAGACUUUAAACUCAAAAAAUAAACGCUAAUAACUUGAAAACUAUGAGGAAUUCGGUAAAAACUCCUGUAACAAAAAAUGUAGAGUUUUUGUAUAAAAUUGAAACUGAGAUUCUAAGCUUCAAAAUGAGUACCUACAUUUUUGUGAAAAAGAAACUAAUAAGAAGUCUGUGAAUAUUGAAGAAGUUCAUGAAAAAAGUUGUACGCGGUUACCUUGUCGGUAUUUCGGUAUAGAUUUUCUAGAACUUUGAAUCGUUUCUGGCGGGGAGUUUUCCAACCAGAUAAUUUCUAGAAUUAUAACACCGCACUAAGUUGAGAUUCUUACGGUAGUAUGAAAAAACUUUCACGCGUUUACCUUUUCAGUUUUUUCGGCAUAUUUCUCGUUGUGGAAAACAGGCUGCCAUUUUCAUUUGUGGUCGGGAUGAACAGCCAAAAAUACCCCGUUUGGUGAUUAACUAACUUUUAUCUAGCGAUUUACGAACUCAAACGCCGUGUACCAAAUCGAUGCUGUUUUAUGUCUAUUAUAACAAACUAAAAUUUUAAAUUUCGUUUCCAACUAUUUUACUCAAUGGACAUUUCAUGGUAUAAUUGAGCAAUAUUCAAAAACACUCACAGUAAGCAAACUGGUGAAAAAUGUUUAAAAAUAAUUAAAAAAUUCUUUGAAAAUAGAGUCACGUUUUUAGUGACUUGGGGUUUAAUAAAGCUAUAAUCAUUAUUCUUUAAGCUUUAGCCAGUCUGACUUUGUAAAUAUCAGUUAUAACAAAAAACUUUGGAGGACUAUUUUUGUGUAAAAUUCAAAAAUCUACAAAUUUGAGCAGAUGUUUUUUAUCUUAAUUUUUCCGUUUUUCCUAAAUUCAGAUUUUUAUCAACUUUUUGUCACCCCUUCCCGAGGGAUGAUUCUAAAAAAAUCUUGAUAAAUCUAUUUCGAAUAAUAGUGCAAAAUAAAUUAUAUUGAAAAUAUUCAGGAACUUACCCAGAAUUCGCAUUAGAGGACUCAUUUUCUUGGACUAAAAAAAAGGAUCUACUUUAAUCCUCCCAUCAACUGGGAGAAGAAUGUUGCGAAACAUAGACUUUCUGGGGAUGCCUCUGGUUAAGUGCUUCAUUAUUUGUACUGAUUCGCAGCAGAUGGUUGUUCUCAACAUAUUUUUAAUUCCGAGGAAAAAUUUUCCACUUUGUAAUUACAACUUCCUUUCAUUCAUUCAUUGAUGUAUCAGACACAGGCAACAGUCACAGAUACAGAAAAUUUGUGGCAUUUAUUCAUAUAAAAGUUUGGGGCCCAGUGGCCUUGGUUCUCUACAGUUCCAUCUAUUUUGUUACUUUUCGCAGCUUCACUCCCAGUAGAUAAGAGGCAUAAGUGUUGAUAUACAAUACGAGCUUUGGAAAAAUGUUGAAUAUUUAUUUGACAAUGUUCAAAUUAUAAUUUAUUUGAAGUUGUUAAUUGUUUUAGUUCUUUUGUUUGGUUACAACAAAAACAUUUGUCAUAAAAAAUCCAUGCAAAUUGCAUUUUUAUUUGUAAUUACGAGAAAUUUUUAAGGAACAUUCUAAAAUUUUCCAAAAACAAUAUUUCUAUAAUUGUGAUGCGUUGUUUUUUAAAAUUUGUUUUAUUUAAAGUGGUUCAGAAAUUAUUUUAGUCACUUUCAGUUCUUAUGAAAAUUAUGACAUUGAAAAAAUAUAUAAUUUAUGAUUGUACUCCACUGCAGAGUGCAUUAUUUUUUAUUGUACAUAAAGUGUAAAGACAACAAGGCUAAAUGGAUAGUAACCUACCAACGAACCUCCAAGAUUAAGGUACUACCUGAGGAAUUUAGUCUUGUGCCUGUGCCUUGACUUUUUUUUAAAAUCCCAGUUAAUAUGUAUUAAUAUAUUUAUUCCGGUGGUCCAGAAUUAUGUACAAUAAUUUCUAAAAUUGAUAGUAAGUCCAAAAAUGAGUAAACUUUUUUAAACUGAAUAAAUCAGUGAAUUGGGGAUCUUAUUUGUUCCUGCAAAGUGUAGAUUAAAAAGCUAAUAUUUCGGAAGUCAAUAUAAGACGUUAUAUAUGUCUUUGAUAAACUUAUUGUGAUUUUCAAGUACCAAGCUCAGGCUCAUCCUUUUAGUCGCUAUACUGACCUAUUCAUGUGAGAUUAUAAUUUAAAAUUUGCCUCAGUCCACACAGUCACACACAAAUUUAUGUACUAUCACCUUAACGUCUAGUAUACACUUACAAAAGCCAUGUUUGAUAUAUUGCUUUGCUUGCUGUUGUUUUGGUUACUACGCCCGCCAAAUUUCAAGUUCUUUGUCCAUAUAAUCUUUAUGGAUACUUUGAGAAUACAAUAUCACUAAAAGACUUGACCUUUGAUGACAUUUUUCGGCUGUUCCUUGAAUAAAAAGUUGCUUUCUUCAUAUCUGAGGUAGGUCUCGUUGCCUACCAUCCAAAUUAAGGUGAUGUCCAGCUCCAUUUCUUUUAGGUUAUGUUUACAAUCCUUGACGUAACUUAAAUUUAAUAUUCUGGGUCUUUUAUACCAAGUAAAUCACUGUUUUCAUUUUUGUUUAUCAUUGAUGCCUAUUUUGCUUUUAACUUUGUUUUUUUUUUAAUAAUCACCGAGGAAAGAUGAAGAGAGGUAAUUGCUUUUUUUUUUAAGAACUUUUCGAUUAACAUGCUUCUUGAUUUUCCUUUAUUUUUAAACUCCAUACACAAGAAGUUGGUAAAAUUGAUAUAUGCUAUCGCCUACUCCAUUCCAUAAGAAUUAGAGUAAAUAUAAAGAGCAAGAUUCAGUGUCUUAAUUUUCAAUUAAUUCACAAAAUUUGUUUCCUCCGAUUGUUAAAUGCCAAAAUGUAAUAAUUUGAACUUAGUUAUAUUUUUGAUUCAGUGUGAUCGAAAAUGUAAUUUAAUAACCUCACUUACAUUUAAUUCAUAUGGUAUGAGAUAGAUGGUGGUGUAAUAAAAUAUGAAAUUAGUUUGGAAGAAACAAUAAGGUUUUUAAUCACUCUUUUUAAGGGUUAUAUUUCCCUUAUUAUUUGGGAAAGAAAUUAACGUGAAGAAGUACUUGUAGAAAUUGAUGUAUAGAAAUUUGGACAACUUUAUAUAAUUGGGAACGUUUUAUAACAUUAUAAUAUUCUUAUACUUCCUUUGUAGGUAUUAGUAUUUACUUAUAUUCAAUAGUUGAAAUAGGAUUGUGAUGAAAUAAAGCCUUACUUACAUUAGUAAUCUCAUGAAUAUAACAACGCACGAGCCGCGCUCCGCGGCGUAUGGUAGAACGAACAGUUUGCGGGAUCGUUCGGAUUUGAUCGCGGAAACCGUUGCGGAUGUCAUUACGAAAGUUUCCACUGUAAAAAUGGUAACUAUCUAGUCCUCGUAUAAAUUUAUUUUGAAAAAAAAAAAUUGUAAGUAUUAUGGAUUAGGUAACAGUAUAUCUAUGAAAAUAAUUAUAUUUAAAUUAGAGUUUCGGAAACAUGUCCUAACAAUGUUAAGGAUCCAAGAGAAUUCACUACUUACAAUAAUUUUACCAUGGUUGUCCCUUAAUAUUUUGGGUCCAUAUGGUCUAUUCUCUAUUUAAAAUUAUACCUGAUUUUAUGGUUAAAAUGAACUAUUUUACAAGAUUGACAAUGUAUUUACCAAAUGUUAUUCAAAUAAUUAAUUUUCACCUCCAAAUUAUAGUAAACUAAAAAUGAAAUGUUUAAUAUCUUGAAAGAAUAGAAUUUUUGUCUUUAAAACAAAAAAAAUUAGGUUAUACUAUGAGGUUAUUCAUCUCAUCUGUUUUCAUUCAUAUGUCGGUUAAAUACUUCGUACUUUUAAUUUUCCAUAACGGCAGGAGGUUUAAAUUUUCAUAAUAUCCAUUUCAUUUAAAUAUUUUUCAAGUGUAAAACUCAAUUUUUUUACGACAUUUAAAUAAAUCCAAAUUAUAAUAUUAGUUUUAAACUUGGAAAACUGUUCGUAGUCGUGAUUGGUAUUUCAAGUCAUAUCGAGAUGUUAUGCCAGUACAUUGUCAUACAUACCAUAAUAUUUUGAGGAAACGGAGCAUAAGAAACUCAAUGUUAAAUUUGGGUUAGCUACUUGCGCUCGACCCUUCUGUAUUCCUGCUUUUUAUUACUGUUGCAAUGAAAAACAAUUAUAAGUUCAACAAUAAUGAAAAGCAGGUACACAGAAGGUCCGAAAAGGGUCAAGCGUCGGGGGGCGCUCGGGGUUCACAAGCGCAGGUAGCUGACCCAAAUAUAACAUGGCGGAACGGUGUUUCCUCAAAACCUUACGGUAUAUUCUUAAACAAACUAACGUCUACUCGAUCGCGAUUCGCUGCUCGUGCUUUUGUUGAUUAAAUGUUGAUAGUUGAUCGGAUUAUAUUGAUAUUUUUGUAAAAUUUUUGUAUCCUUUUUUUAUUUCAUAAUCAUUAAUUACUCUAGAUAUUAUAAGAGAAUUGUUGUAAUAUGUCAUUGAUAUUUAGUUUUUUUUAUAGUUCUAUAUAAAUGUUUAAUCAUCCCCAGUUAACUAUAUAAUGAAUUUAUGUCUGAAUUAUUCAUUUUUACGAUUGUUGUGAUAAUUAUUUAAAGAAAUAAAAUUUAUGCAGUAA